AUGUCAGACACCAAACCGUCCGUUCUUAUCAUCGGUGGAGGCGCCUUUGGCUGCUCCACUGCGUACCAUCUUGCCUGCCGUGGUUACGACUCAGUGCGCGUCCUCGACCGCUUCGAGGCGCCAUCUCAUGAUGCAGCAUCGACGGAUCUCAACAAAGUCGUCCGCGCAGACUAUCCUGACGCCAUUUAUGGCCGCCUGGGUCUCGAAGCUAUGAAAGUUUGGGAGUCCAAGACUUCCUUCUUGAAGAAUUUGUAUCGAAAGUGCGGCUGGAUCCGUUCAGCUUCGCCGCAGGAUACGGCCUGGCUAAAGGCGGCAUACAAGACAGGUCGAGACCUGGGCUUCACCCAGUCCAAAUGGAUGAAAGGCGAGGAAAUCCGAUCGGCCUGGCCGGAGAUCUCAGGACAGCUAGGAGACUGGGAGAAUCUCUGGAAUCCUGAGGCUGGAUGGGUCCCAUCCGCUCAAGCCCUUGUCAGCAUGACAAACGCGGCGCGUAAGGAAGGCGUCGAGUUUACGAGUGGGUUAGAUGGGGAUGUUCGAAAGCUCCUAUAUGAUGAUAGCCACAAAUGCGUGGGCGCCCUCAGCAGAAGCGGGAAAGCCCAUUUCGCUGACACCAUCAUCGUAUCGACAGGCGCAUUUCUACCGGAAUUGCUUGAAGCCAAGGAAGAAUCGAUCGCAGUGGCAGGAUGCGUAGGCAUCCUAAAACUUACGCCAGCUGAGAUGGAGACUUACAAAAAUAUGCCCAUUGUUGAUGAGGCUGUUGGAGGUCUUCUUUUCCCGCCAGACGAGCAUGGCAUGCUGAAAAUCGUGACCAAUCGCGGUAUCACCAAUUAUGCGUACUCUCCGGUCAAGGGUGCCUCAGUCACCCAUGGCUUUAAUGCUCACCCCGCCGAUGGCAUCCCAAUAGAGAUGGAGAAGCGGCUGAGAGACUUUCUUCGUGAAGUUCUACCUGAGCUGGCAGAGAGGGAAUUUUUCACCACCCGCAUGUGCUGGGAUUCCUCGACUAAGGACUACCACUACCGCAUCUGUCCAUUUCCAGAGACAAAAAAUCUUUAUGUUGCUACCUGUGGUGCAACACACGGAUUCAAAAUGAUGCCUGUCAUUGGCAAGUACGUAGUUGAUAUGCUAGAGGAUAAGCUUCCUGACCACCUGGUUGCGGCGUGGAGCUGGAAGAGUGGAAAGGCUCCUGAGGGUGAGAUGCUUUACCCUCACCCCCAAGACCACGAUGAUCUUGGAGAUCUCACUGGGUGGAAGAGGUCAAACCGGAACUUAUCACCACCCUCUCGUGCAUUGAGGGCGAACUUGUAA
Messenger RNA from Clonostachys solani, 1305 nucleotides. Lineage: Eukaryota; Fungi; Ascomycota; Sordariomycetes; Hypocreales; Bionectriaceae. The record is from the annotation of a GenBank genome assembly.